Bursaphelenchus okinawaensis is the source of this 6807-nucleotide messenger RNA. NCBI's taxonomy places the organism in Eukaryota, Metazoa, Nematoda, Chromadorea, Rhabditida, Aphelenchoididae. The record is from the annotation of a GenBank genome assembly.
AUGGAAGGAAAUCGACUAUUAAUUCCUAAUCCGUAAGAUUCUUAUGACAAUUCGAACCAAAUAUUAGGUUUUUCAAAUAACUCUGUGCCCCCUAACUAUGAAGAGUUAUUUUGAGGGGGCUCAGAAUUACUUGAACAAUUAAAUGUAAACUUAGAAAAGAAUUUUAAAACGGAAAAUAUUGUUCAACAGUCGAUUGAACAUCAAAAAAUGUCAGUUUUUAACUGUUUGGACUUGAUUCGUGAGUCGGAUAUUAAUCAUGAUGGGGUUACUAAUUUUAUUUUUAAAAAAUGAGGAAAUUGUUUCCAUUUUGAUGUUAUUUUAAUCUGUUCUUUGAAAUAUCAACCUUAUUUUUGUUGAAAAAUUAGUUUUGAUAGGUUGUUUGACCGUCUUUUUUAGACCAAAAAUGUUUUUUAAAUGUUUGCACUAUGCAGAGCUUUCAGUUUGGGCUGCACAGUGCAAAGAUUUUAUUUGAUUGCACUGUGCAUAGCUCAUUUGGUUGCACCGUGCAAGGGUUUUAACGAUUACGCAAUUGCACAGUGAAUGCCAAUAAGAGACCGCACAGUGCAGCGAAUAAAUGACUGCACUGUGCACGCUUUUAUUCGAUUGCACUGCAGUCAUUUAAUUGGUUGCACUGUGCAAAACAAAUAUUUUUUGAAAAUUAAGGUAUUUUAAAAAAAUUAUGGGUUUUUUAAUUAAAAAAUAUUUUAGAAUGUCCAGUUCAGAAGACUUGUCGCAAGAAAAUUCAGAAGUUGGCUAUGAAAUCAUGGACAGUAUCAAUAUUGGGUAUCGGGCGGCUAUGAAUCAGGUAUGUGUAAAAAGUUCAUGCUUUUUUUGUAAAGAAAGUUUUGGUUUUUUAUGACUUGUAAAGAAAGUUAUUGCCAUUUUUUGUUUUGUAAAGAAAAUUCUUGCCAUUUUUUGCUCUGUAAACAAAGUUCUUGCUAUUUUUAAUUUUUUGAAAAUUAAGUUGUAAACAAAAUUUUCGCCAUUUCCAGAAGGAUUUCGAUGACUUUUACCACUACAAUAAGCCAGAACACAAGCACAACGAGUUCAUGCGACGCUCGGCCAAGAUCCUAAGGCAAUAUAAGCGGCCGUUCAGGUCGCCGAGGCGCUUUUUCUCUACAAUGUUGGGAUUUUUCCCAUUUUUCGAAUGGAUUCCAAAGUACAAAUGGAAACAGAAUCUGGGAUUCGACUUCACUGCUGGCUGUACAUUGGCUGUUAUGCAUAUUCCACAGGGUAAGCUAGGGCUUUAGCCUAUUAGGUUGUUUAAUAGGGACGUCGCUGGAGGGAGGGAGAUGGAUUUACUCCAUGGCGAUGUUCCUGUUUGUUCAUAUAAUUCUGUGCUUCUUCCCAAAGAAGAUUUUAGGGGUUAAGGGCUCAGAAUUAAUUGAACAAAUUAUUAAAAAUGGAGGUUUUACUUAAAGUGUGAACUUUCCAAGCUAAAAUACCUUAUAGCUCAGGCUUUUCCCUGAGCUAUAAAGAAAGUUUUUGCGUUUGCAAAGACUCGGCAACAAAAUAUCCGAGCUUUUUAGGUAACAUUUUCUAAAAUUCAAGGUUUUGUUUAGGCUUAAAAUGAUAUUUUUCUUAAUAUUUUGGCAAAUUACGGCAAGUUUGUAAGGUUUUUGGGCUUGUAAAUAAAGUUUUUGCACAUUUUUGAAAAUUUUUUUAUAAAAUUGGUACUGCACUUUUAUUUUAUGACUCUUUUCUUUGUUUUACACAAAUAAUAUUUUAAAUUUUAAUGCGUUUUUAGGCUUAAAUGAUUUUUUUGGAAGUUUUUGGCUGGUUUCUUAGAGUUUUUGGGCUUGUAAACAAAGUUUUUGUCUAUUUUCAGUAUAUUUUUUAAAAAAUCAUUAUUAAUUUUAAAAUUCUCAAGUAUUCCCUUUUAUUUUUCAAAAAAAAAUUUUAAAAACUUUAAUUUCAGGCAUAGCCUACGCGGUGUUAGCUGGUCUACCCCCAAUCUCCGGCCUAUAUUUAUCACUAUUUGCACCCUUACUAUACUUAAUAUUCGGAACGACGAGGCAAAACUCACUUGGAACAUUUGCUGUGAUCUCAUUAAUGACUCGAAAUACAUUGGAAGCGUUCCCCGACCAGGAUCGAUUGGAAUUGGCAUCGACGUUGUCGUUGACUGUGGGGAUUGUUCAUGUAAGAUAAUAUUUUGAUGUAUAACUAAUUGAAUGUUGGUUUGAUAAUGGUAAAAAUGGCUUGUAAAGUUACUGUUGGCAUUGGAAUUGUAUUUGUAAUAGAAUUUUAAAAAAUUUUUAUUUUGACAUGUUUCAUCGUAUAACAUGUCAAUUUUAUUGUUUCUAUAGCUUUGGAAUGGGCUAAAAUAGAAAAAUAUGGUUUUCUGAGACAAUUGGUACUAUAGAAACUUGAAUUUAGUACUAAUUUUGAAAUUUUUUGUGUUGGACAUGUUUCAUCGUAUAACAUGUCACUUUUUUAAAACUUUUGGUUCUUUAAUAACAUAAAUGGACUAAAAAUGCUAUUUUUAGCUAUCAAUGGCAAUAUUCCGCUUAGACAUCCUAACCACGUAUUUCUCCGACGCAGUGAUAGGUGGCUUUUCCACGGGCGCAGCCUGCCACGUACUAGUCAGUCAAAUACGAAACUACUUUGGAAUCCCGAAACAACCACCUCAUCAUGGACUAGGAAUGUUGUUUCUAAAGCUUCGGGACCUGGUACUAAAUGCAGACAAGGCUAAUGUCACGACCAUCACCUUGGCUACAGUAUGCUUGAUCAUACUGGUCGUGGGCAAGUUCUACAUCAACCCAUUCUUGAAAAGACGGUACAACUUGAAUGUACCUGUGCCAUUUGAACUUAUGAUUGUAAGUGGAGACAUGACUUUUGAUUUGUGGAGGGGGAAAGAAAGUUAUGACGGUGGUUUGAAAAUUGGAAGAUUUUCAGUGCAAAUUACAUUAGAAAUCUACCACUUUUUAAAACGGUCGAUUUUAGGUGUUUUUAGGGUAUUUUUGAAAAUUUUUUGAAUUGUAAAGAAAGCUCUUGCGAUUUUAGACUUUGUAAAGAAAAUUUUUGCCAUUUCCUGUUUUGUAAAGAAAGUUAUUGUGGUUUUUCUAUUACUAUGUUUCAGUUAAUCGCUGGAGCCGCGGUUUCAAAGCUUUUGGACUUUAAAGGAGGAUAUAACAUGGCUGUCGUUGGGGAAUUACCGUCAGAGUAAGUAUAAUAUUAGAAAAAGUGAAUUUUUAGUUUUUGUAUAGAAAGUUCUUGCUGUUUAUUUUUUUUGUAAAGAAAGUUUUGCCGUUUUUUGUUUUGUAAAGGAAGUUUAUGUCAUUUUGACAUUUGGAAAGGAAGUUCUUGCAUUUUUUUAUUUGUAAAAAAAGUUUUUGCCAUUUCUUGUUUUGUAAAGAAAGUUUUUGCCAUUUUCAGUUUACCCCACCCAAAAUGGCCGAACCCCACCCUCAUUCCCGAACUCAUACCUCACGCCAUCAGUAUAGCGGCAGUGGUGGCGGCUAUUCACAUUUCAUUGGGUAAAAUGCUAUCAAAACGGCUGGACUAUCCAAUUGACACUUCUCAAGAGCUGUAUGCUCUAGGCUUUGUCACCUCCUUAUCAUCCAUCUUUCCAAUUUACCCCACGGCCUGCUCGUUGAGUCGAACGGUGGUUAGUGCUGAUGUUGGAGCUAAAACACAGGUAAGGGCAAGGUUUAUAUGAUAUUUUUAAAAAUUUUAAAAAAUUUUUUGACAAGCAUGUUUCAUCGUAUAACAUGUCACUUUUUUGAUUUUGUGCGUUUAAAAGGUGAUUAAAAGUGAAAAAAUGGGUUUUUAAGGUGUUUAGUACUAUACUAGGCUAUAUUUUACAUUAUUUUUAAAAAAUGUUGCGGCGGACAUGUUUCAUCAUAUAAGAUGUCACUUUUUUUGAUUUCAUGGGCUUUAAAGAAGAUUCAAAGUGAAAAAAUGAUUUUCUUGAGUAUUGAGAAGCCAACUUGACAGGUUUUUACAUUGUUUCCAAAAAUUUUUUUUGGCGGACAUGUUUCUUCGUAUAAGGUGUCACUUUUUUGUUUAUAUGGGUUUGGAAUAGCUAAAAAGGGCUAAACUACGAAAAUAUGAUUUUUUGAGACACUUGGUACUGUAGAAUUUUGAAAUUUGUGUUAAUUUUAAAGUUUUAGGCGUCGGACAUGUUUCAUCGUAUAACAUGUCACUUUUGGCUUUUUUGAUGUAAAACGGCCUGAAAAUGGCUGAAAAUUGAACCUUUGUACAUUUGGAGUAUAUUUAAAAAAAUGUCUUACGAAAAUUUUUAUUAAUUUGAGCAAUUAUUUCAGCUGAGUUCACUAUUCUCAAGCAUAAUAUUGGUUGGAGUCAUCCUCAAGGUCGGAACUUAUCUAGAGACAUUGCCAAUGGUAAGUUUAUCACUUUUAAGGUAUUUAUAGUAAUGUGUAGUAAGAAAAAAAUUUUAGUUGCAAAAAAUUUCUGUACAAAGUAAGAAAUCGCAAGAACUUUCUUUACAAAACAAGAAAAGGCAAGAACUUUCUUUACAAAACAAAAAAUGGCAAGAACUUUCUUUUCAAAACGUAAAACUCAUUUCCUCCGUACAACACGUUGCCCGCAGCCUGCAGAAUCUAAAAUUUUGAUUUUAUGGUUGAGAAACGGCAAAAACUUUCUUUACAAACGCAGAAAUAGCAAGAACUUUCUUUACAGAACAAAAAAUGGCAAGAACUUUCUUUACAGAACAAAAAUGGCAAGAACAUUCUUUACAGUGCAAUUUACCUGAUCUAUUACCUAAUUUAAUACCUAAAAUUGCAGUGCGUCCUAUCAUCAAUCAUUAUUGUGGCAUUGACCGGUAUGUUUCGCAAGUUCUCGGAGCUAAAACGCCUCUGGCACUUGGCCAAAAUUGAUUUUUCGAUUUGGGUCGUGAGCUUCGUCGCAACCGCUACAUGGAGUGUGACGAUAGGGCUCGCAAUCUCGGUGGUCUAUGCCUUGGUGACAAUCGUAUUCAGAACACAAUGGCCAAGGUGGCACUACUUGGGCAAUUUGAAAGGAUCGACCGACUUUAGGGACGAGGAACGCUAUGACAAUACCACGAAAAUGGAUGUGAGUUGGGGGGUUUUGAUUUUAAAGUUAGAUGUUUUUGGGUUGGAAAGAAAGUUCUUGCUAUUUCUAUUUGAAAAAACUAAGAUUUUUGGGUUUUGCAGCCUGCGGGUGCCAUGUUAUACGAUAAAUGCCAUUUUUAAAAAUUUUUUGGCUUUGUUGACAAAGUUCUUGCUAUUUUUAAACGAGAAACCUUGAUAUUUGUGUUUCUGCAGGCUGCGGGUGACAUGUUAUACGAUGAAUUCUAUUUUUGUUUUGUAAACAAAGUUCUUGCCAUUUUUUCUUUUGUAAAGGAAGUUCUUGCCAUUUUUUGUUUUGUAAAGAAAGUUCUUGCUAUUUUUUUGUUUUGUAAACAAAGUUCUUGCCAUUUUUUGUUUUGUAAAGAAAGUUCUUGCCAUUUUUUGUUUUGUAAAGAAAGUUCUUGCCAUAAUUUGUUUUGUAAACAAAGUUCUUUCCAUUUUAUAUUCUGUAAAGAAACUUUUUGCAUUUUUGUAAUUUGUAAAGAAAGUUCUUGCUAUAUUUUAUUCACCAUUUUCAGGGAAUUUCGAUUUUCCGUUUCGACGCGCCAUUACUUUUCACCAACGUCGAACAUUUCAAAGCAACAAUAACCAAAGUGGCAACACGACUACCAAGACUAGAACAAACAGAAGAGUCAUAUACUCAAACGACGGUCGACUCGUUUCGACCGUUGGAAGUGAAAGUGGACGAUAUGAAGCCGAAAGCACGGCGCUACGCCGAACGAUUCUUGGUCGUCGACUGCUCCGGCUUUACUUUUGUCGACACGAUGGGAGCGAAUGCUAUGAAGGAGGUAAGGAUAGGAUGUUUUGUUUCAUUGCUUUGACUGUGGGUUGCGUUUUAAGGGCAGUCAGUAUAUUUUAUUUGUACUUUUAGCGAUUUUAGGGUUAGACAUGUUUCAUCGUAUAACAUGUCACUUUUUUGAUUAUAUGGACUUGAAAUGGGCCAAAAUGGGAAAAUAUGGGUUUCCGAGACACUUGGUACUAUAGGACUUUGAAUUUCGGGGUAUUUUGAUAAUUUUCGAUUUUUUGUGAUGGACAUGUUUCUUCGUAUAACAUGUCCCUUUUUUGAUUAUGUGGACUUGAAAUGGGCCAAAAUGGGAAGAUAUGGGUUUCUGAGACACUUGGUACUAUACAACUUUGAAUUUUGUGGUAUUUUAGUGAUGUUCGAUUUUUGUGGCAGACAUGUUUCAUCGUAUAACAUGUCACUUUUUUAUUAUAUCGAUAUCAAAAGAGCUGAAAACUAUAAAAAUUGAUUUUAAAAGUUUUUGGUACAAUACAAGACUAUUUUAAAAUUUAUUUUUGGUUAUUUUGCCUUUGGACAUGUUCCAUCGUAUAACAUGUCACUUUUUUGCUUAUAUGGGUCUCAAAUUGGCUAAAAUAGGAAGAUAUGUUUUUCUGAGGCACUUUGUACUAUAGAAAUUUGAAUAUAGUGUUAACUUGGUUAUUUUCUUGUUAGCCAUGUUUUAUCACUGAAAAAUUUUAAGCAUUUGAUAUUGUUAUCCAACUAUUACUGUUUUAGAUUCACCAAGAGCUUCAACAUCACCGAGUGCACGUAUUCUUUGCAGCCGCAAAAGCUCCAGUCCGAGAACUUUUUGAGAAGGCAGGAUACCAUAAAGUGGUACCAAAAACCAACUUCUUCCCGGCCAUAUCAGAUGCAGUUGUGACGGCCAGAAGAAUGACCUUCUUAAUGGAUUCACCGCCAUUGUCAAGUGUUACCGACUCGGCGAUGGGUGGCAGUCAGUCCAGUCGAACGGACUAG